Paramecium sonneborni is the source of this 6807-nucleotide messenger RNA. The record is from the annotation of a GenBank genome assembly. NCBI's taxonomy places the organism in Eukaryota, Ciliophora, Oligohymenophorea, Peniculida, Parameciidae.
AUGAACGAAACAGAGAAUAAACAUUUAGAUCUUUCAGUAGGUGUGUUAUAUAUUUCCUUUUGUUCCCAUUAUAUACGAUUAUAUAAUAAUUUUAAUUCCUAUUAUAUCUUUAGUAUAACACCAUUUAAACAAGGCAUAAAUAGGAUCCAGACCAAAGAAACAGUCUCAUUUCAAAAAUAAAAAGGUAUAUCAAAUUAUCAAAUUUUUAGGCUGAAUGUUGUGAAAUUUGUGGAAUUGGAUUUGAUAGACAAAUCUAGUAACCAGAAGUUGGUACUAAUAACUGAUUUAUUAACACUUAGGUAUGAUGAUUAUCACAUGUUAUGGAUGUCUAUCUACUUGCCAUUACUAUUGUUAUGGUAUAUCGACAGAAGUUGAAAUUUUUUAGAAUUCCAUUAAUUAAGGGUAUUUUUAAUGUGACAAGUGUAAAUCAUCUAAACCCUAAGAUUCACAAUGUGUUGUAUGUAAUUAAAAGUUAGGUCUCAAAAAAAAACUGCAUAAUUCAAAUGAAUUUGUACAUCCAUUAUGUGCAUAAUUCUCCAAACAAAUAGAAAUAAUCUCAUUUAUUCAAAUGAAAUUUUGUAAACUAAAUUAACUAGAUAAAUCUAACACUGAUAAACCUAAAUAGAAUACAAAAGCUUGUGUAUAUUGUAAAGGGAACACUGGAACCAUCAAAUGUAAUAAAUGCAAUGCAUAUGCUCACAUCUAUUGCAUUAUACAAAAAAUAACAGAAAAUGGAGGUUAAAAACUUGAUUAUUCUGAAACCAAUAAAGAUAACUAAUGGUAAUUCUCUUUUAAUUACAAAUAAUUACUUACUAUUGAUAAUAACAUUCAAUUUAAUAGAAAUAAUCUAUUACUCAAAAAUAAUGUUUACAAUAUUUUUGAUCAAUUUAUGAAAAUACAAGGAGUUCAGAAAUAAAUUAAAUUAGAUUCAAUAUUUUAACAAUAUUUUAAACAUGAUAAGAUAGAAGAAGAAAAAGAGUAAUAAUAUUAUUUCAAUAUUUUUAGGUCUAUUUUAACAUGGAUUUGUUACAAGCAUAAAUCUUCUAAAAAUUAUUGUUAUUGUAAAUAAGAAGUAGACACAGACGAUAUGGUUUAAUGUGAAACUUGUACUGAAUGGUUUCAUGAUCAAUGUGUCAAAAAAUACUAAAAAGAUUUUGAAGAAUAAAAAAACAAAGAUAAUUAUUGUUGUCCUUUCUGUCUUAAAUGGGCAAAAAAUAAAUUAAAUCAUAUCUUGAGAUUUAAUCCAAUUUCUAAUUUAAAUCAAUUGUUUCCAUAAGUUUUAAGAUUGAAUUUCAUUUAAAUAGCUAUUAUUGGAAUUUAUUGUGAAAGAGCUCUACAGAGAAUAAUUUAAUAAUGUAAUAAAUUAAUCUUAUUUAGAUAAUGAAACUGAAUAUUAAAUUCUCUUAUCCAUUUUAUCUAAUCUCCCAUUCCCUAGUUCUCUAUAAACAUAGCUUAGUUCAAUUCAAGAGAAAUCUAAGUUGUCUGAUUUAAUGAAUUUUAUUUUUAACCAACAAAUACCAUACAGAGAAGAUAAUUAAUGGCUUAUCAGAUCAUAAUUAGAUGAAAAUAACAAUACUAUACCUGAAAAUAUUCAACACAAUAGUGCUUUAAAAAUUAAACUAUUAUAAGUUAUCGAGCUAUUUAAGGAUUAUGAUGAAUGUAAAUAUUAUGAAGAUUAAUUACAAAAAUUGAAUCAUUUGCAAUAGGCUUUUGACAUCAUUAUAAUGAAAUAGAAAAUUACUAAAACUACUAUAUUAAUGGAAUAUUAAUCAAAUGUAUAUUAGGAAUUCAUUUAUUUGCAACAACAAAUACCAACAUAUAAAUAAUUAAAAAAAGAGUUUAUAUUAACAUUAUAAUAAUCUUAAAAUAGAUUUAAUGAUUUUGAAACUAAAUUUAAUAGAAUUAUUGAUUCUUCUGAAGAUGAAGAUGAUGAAGAUGAAGAUCUUGAAGAUUAUAAGAGAUUAUAAAAAUAUUUUUAAUUAGAAAUGGUUCCAAUUCAAAAUUAUAAAGAAUUUUUUGAUCUAAUAUCUGAAUGUAGACACAAACUAAAUUAAUUUAAAGUUAGUAUCGAAUAUGUUAAUAAGUUUAUACGACAAAUUUAAAAUUUAUCUAUCAAUGUUUCUUGGAUUCAAUAUAUCGAACAAGAAGUAAAUUAAGGAUCACAUAUUAUUGGAUAAUUGGAGGAUACAAAAUUGAAUAAUUCAAAUAAUGCUAUUUAAAUGUUGAUGAGUAAAAUGGAAUAAUUAUUCUGCUAUUAUUAAGAUUUUCCAAAACAUUAUGGUUUUUUAUCUAAAAUCAAAUUAUAUUAAUUAUACAUUUAAGAUCUAGAUUAUCAAUAAUAUAGGGAGAAUGAUGAUGAAGAUAGUGAAUUAUAAUAGGUAAAUAAGGAUAUUAAUUUUAAAAUCUCUAUUACUCAUUUAUAAAUGUUGAAGGAUCUACAAAAAGAAACUAAAGCACCACAUAAAGAAAUUCAAAUUUUAAAUAAAGUUGAAUAAUAAAUGAAUGGUUUUCGAUAAAAGUUAAGAAAUAAUUUACUUUAAAAAGGAUUAAAUGAAUAAUUAAGAAAGAGAUACUAUGCUGAAUUAUAAAUGAAUAAAAGAUUUGAUGUUCCAGAAAUCAAAGAAUUACAGUAAAAAUUAGAAAUAUUUUCGGAAGUUGAAAAAAUUAGAAUAUCAAAAACAUAAACAUAUUAAUAAUUAGAAUUAUGUUUAUAAAGAUCUAAAUAAUAUAAUUUUGAUGAUAAAAUAAUUAAUCAAUUUGAAAACGAAAUCAAUAAAUAUUUAUAAAUAAAGAAAGAAAUUCAAAAAUUAUUGGAAAAUUAAAUAUUUGAAAAUGAAUAAUUAGAUUAAGCUAAAGCAUUUUUAUAAGAUAUUUCAUAGAGUAAAAUUGUAUUUGAAGAAAAAUAAUUAUUACAAAGUUUAAAUAAAGCUUGCCAAUUUGUCUAAUAAUUAUAUGAGUUCUAUUAGAAAUACAAAUCUCCUGAGUAAGAAAUGGAAAUAGAAGAUGAUAAAAAUCCAGAUUUACAAUUCAAAAUUAAUUAAAUUAGCAAUCCAUUUUCCAUCAUAUUUAAAAAUGACUAAGUAUCAAUGAUAUCUGAUUUAGAAAUCAUUCUAAAUAAAUAAUAAACUAUUUUAGAUAAAAGAAUCUCUAUUGUUUAUCAAUAAUAUUCAAGCUUUUUAUGGUAAAAGUAAGCAAAAAUAUUGUUAUCCUUAUAAGAAUAAAAUUCAGAAAUAUCUUUACAAUUAGUGGAAUCAGUAAUAUCUAAGAAAUUUAAAUUAGAAAAUCAAGAAUAAAUAAAGUUGGAUUAAUUUAUUGAAUUGUAUAAUCAAUAAAUAUCAAUAUUGAAUUUGAUUAUAGUUCCACUGCAAGAUUAUAUAAAUAAAUAGCCUAAAGAAAUUUAAUUAUUUGAUUGGUUUGAGGGUUAUAAUUCAAUAACAUUAAAUAUUAAAGGAGGGAUAUGGGAUUAAGUAAGAAUCUAUAAUGUUUGGAUGACAAUCAUUACAAAAUUUUAAGAAAUUGAAAACUCUAAAUUGCAUACUUAUGAGAGUCUUAAAUUGCUAUAAGAAAUUAUUUAAAUGUCCCAUAUGCCAAAGUAUUCAGCUAUAGUUUAAAUAAUUAAUCAAAAAGUUAAUAACUUUAACAAUCUGGUGGAUAAAUUUAGAGAAUAUGGAUAGAGAAAAUAAGCAUUUUUAGAGAAAAAGAAAUCAAAACAAGAAGUGAAUCAAAAAUUUAAAUUCAAUUUUACAAUAUAAGAUGCUCUUGAUUUGGAAGAAAGAUUGCAAAGAAUAAAUAAUAUGGUACAUGAUUUCUUUUCAAAAGAGUUUUGUUAAGAUUUCUAAUAAAUCAAAGAAAUUUAAGAAAAUUUCAAUAAUUGUUAAAACGAUGAUAUAUAAAUGUAUACGCAAUUGUAUUAAAGAUUGACUUAGUCUUUUAUUUAGGAUGAGAUUUUGUUAGAUGAGUUGAAAAUAAAAAUUUAUUAAUCAAAGAUUAAGGAUAUAAUAAAGGGAAGAAAAAGAGUAGAAUUAUUGAAGGCAAAAAAACAAUAUACAAGUUUAAUGAAUUUAAUGGAAUAGUCUAAUAAUGAAUUUGAAGAGUAUCUUUAGUAAUUCAAUAAGUUAUUAACAAUAGCUGAGAAUGUUUAAAAUAUAGUAAAUAAAGUAAUAAAUGAUUAAGAAUACACAUUUGAGGAAUUGGAAUAAUGUGUAUUAGAUAUGUAGAAGAUUUAAAGUAUAUUGAUAGAGAAUAAAGAGGAAGUAUUAAUAAAGUAUUAGGAUUGUAAAUAAGUUUAAAAGGAGAUAAAUGAAAUAUAAAAUUCAUAAAUAAAGACUAAGGAAACAAUAGUUUAAAAUAUAAUGGAAAAGUUAGAAGAACUACCUUUGUAAGAAGAUAAAUAAUUGGUAUAAACAUGGUUGGAUUAAUAUGAAUAAUUGAGAAUUAGUUAUUAAAGUCUUAAAUAGAUGUUAUAAAAAUAAAAGACAUUUCAUAAUGGUAAAUAGUUGAGUGAUUUGGUUAAAAAGAUUUAGAUAUUAAAUGAUGAUUGUAUCAUUACUUGUCUUGAAGCAGAGAAUUUCUUAAAAGAUUACUCAGAGUUUAAUAAAAAAUUAGAACAAAUUGAAAAUAAUUUGUAAUCAAAAUAAGCUAUAAAAGAUUUUUAAGAUUUAUAAACUAAUCUUAGAUGGGGUGAGUAAUUUGAAAGAAUAAGAAUGGCUAUUUGGAUUAAAUAAAUUAGUUAGUUUAAAGAUGAAUCAUAAAGUAAAUUGGGUUAUUCUUCUUUUAGAAAUCUUUUAAAUUAAGGAUAUGAAAUAUUAGAUUCAGCUUUAAUAAAUAAUUAAAAGGUUUUAGUAGAAAAAGUAAAAGGACCAAUAAUCUACUUAGAAUAAUUAAUGAAUAAAAUAAUUGAUCUUGUAAAUAAUGGAAAUAAUGGACAUUCUAUUAUUGAUGGAAAAAUUGAUAUAUCAUAAUUAUUAUUGGAAUUGUAACAUAAUUCUACUUAUCAUAAAUAAGAAUAAAUUAAAAAUAUGUAAACUAAGAAACCAUUUGAUGAUAUUAAUUAAUAUUUAGAUAAAAUUAAACUAAAACAAAAGAAAAAGAUAGUUCCAUACUCUGAAAAAGAUAAAACUCAACGUAAUGUUGAAGAAAAAAAGUUUAAAAAGGUUAAGAAAUGUAAUUAUGAUAAUGAAUAUGAAUAAAAAAGAAUUGAAAAAAGAACUGAAUUAUUAAAUAUAAUGAAAUAGAUACCAAAUUUUAAAGAUAGAAAAGAUUUGAAUGAUAGAGUCAAAGAAAUAGAAAAUUAAUAAUUUGGAGAACAUGUAAAAAAUAAAUAAAGUAUAUAUUUUAAUUAAUUAUUAUAGAAUAUGAAGAAGCUAUGUAAAUAAUUAUAACAACAUAUAAAGAGUUAUAAAAGUUUCCAAAUUAUUCUAGAUAAUUAUUCUCUUCUUCAAAUAACCUUGAAACUACAGCUAAAGCAGUUUAAAAGUAUUAAGAUGGCAAAUUAUAAAAAUGUGAAGAUAAAUGCAAAUAAGUUAAAUAAUCAGAUUAAAAUCCAUUAAUUAAGAGUAAUAUUAAUUUCCAACCUUAAAAAAUAAAACUAAAAUCUUAAAAUCAAUCUACUACAUUAAAAUAAUAACCUUAGAAUAAUAUGAAAUUAGAUAAAUUAAAUUAAUCUUUUAAUGAUUCUUAUUAAUUAAUAUAAAAAUUAAAAGAAUAGUAAUAGAAAUAAUAAAUUGCAUAACUAUAAUAAAUUAGUAAAGUUCAAACUAAAUAAAAAAUCUAAUAAGAUAAAUCAUUUGACAGUAGAUCAUCAUCAAGCUAAGAUUCCUUUUCCAAAGAAUUAUCAGAAUAUAAAUUGAUCACAAAAAUAAAUAAAGAUUCUGAACAAGAGUAACAAGAAUCCAAUCUAAAAUCAUAUUUAAAUAAAAAAGAAGUAAAUACAUUUAUUAUAAAAUAGAUAAUUCCAUAUGUUUAUGGUGAAAAAUUGAUAAAAAUAGGCUAAAUAGGAUCAAAAUUAGUAUUACCUGAUGGUUCAACAUAUGUUAUUGAUUAUUUUAGUCAUUAAACUGAGUUAAGAUAUAAUAAAUUUCCAAAGAUUAUUUAAGAUCUCAAAAUUGGAAAUUAUUAAGAUGAAGCACAUAUUUUAUAAGAAAUAGAUAUAAUUGCUUAAUAAUAUAGAUAGUAAGUGUUAUCAGGAUAAAUCAUACCUGAAAAACUUCAAGAAUUAGAAACAUUAAAUAGAAUGAGUGAAGAUUUAUUAAGCAAUCAUAAAAUAUUAGAAUAUAAAUAACUUGAUACAAUUGUUUAUUUGAUGCAUCAUUAAUAAAUUUUGAAAUCAGAGUUCUUUAGCAAUUUUUAACUAGAAGAGAUUAUUUUAAAAUAACAUUUACUUAAACAAGAUAAACAGGAUGAAAUUUAUCUGUAAUUAGACAAUUAUACAUCAAACUUAUGUUUCAUAAUUACGCUUAAACAAUAAUCAUAAGGAAUUUUAGUCAGUAAUUUUAGUGGAGUUUCUAUUGAAAUUAUUAAAAAUCUAUCAUAAGUACAUAGUUAAAAUUAAGUAUUUUAGUCCUAAGAAUUCAAAAAAUGGAAAGAAAGUAGAAAAAAUCAAGGAAAAUAAUAAUAAUAAUAGAUGAAUGAUAAUGUAUAGCCCUAAUCUGAAUCAUUUACAUCAGAUGAUGAAUUUAGCGAAAUUAUUAAUUAAGUAUAAAAUUUAAAAAUUUUUAUUAGGGAAAUACUGGAGAUUUAUAAUACUAGGAAUUGAAUCAUAAAAUGAUUGGUUGCCAUGUUAGAAAUGAUAACUUUUACUCUAAAUGA